AUGGAUAAGUUUUUGUUCUUAAAGUACUCUCUUAUCUUCGUCCAGAUCUUGACUCUCAUAUCAUUUACACUAUACUUAAGUCAUGUCUUUGAGGAGAGUUUGGAUAAUCAUAAAGCUUUGGAACCAAAUAUUGAUGACUAUAUCGAUGACAACCAGUUAUGGGAAUCGAGAAUGGAUGGUUUAGUGGUGUUUGGAUUCCUACUGUUCCUCUAUUGUGUCAUUACUUUUGGAGUAUAUUCUGUAAUCGAGGAAAAGAUCGGUCGGAUUCUUGCAAUGGAUGAGAAUGAUUGUGCCAUUUGUUUGGAUGGACUCAAUGAGGGCACUAAAGAAAGCAAUAUGCAGUUGAUAUGUGACCACCAGUUCCACAAGCAAUGUAUUAAACUAUGGUUUGACACAAAGUCCAAUUGUCCCGUUUGUCGCACGCAAACCAAUCCUAUCACCGAAGAGAUCCGAUGGUCUCUCGACGCCAUGAGAUCCACACUCGAG
Molecule: messenger RNA, 486 nt
Organism: Oppiella nova
Lineage: Eukaryota; Metazoa; Arthropoda; Arachnida; Sarcoptiformes; Oppiidae
Source: the annotation of a GenBank genome assembly